AUGCAUAUCUCGCUUUCUCUCGUCGGAGCUCUUCUCCUUGCUCAGGCUUAUGCUCAGGGCUGCCCAGCUGUCAGGCCUGUGACUACUGUCAUUACGGUGUCGGCUCUUCCUUCAAGCACCCCCAGCGUGGACACUGCUGCCCCUACAUCAACGAGCAUUGCACGAACUUACCCAGCUGAUGUCGUAGACCAGCUCCGUGACUCAAGCAUCACCAAACUCGCGAGUUAUCUGAAGCAGAAUCCCGCUAGCAACGGAUGCACUCUCGAAACGGCUUCCAUCCGCAAAGAAUGGACCGAUCUCUCCGUGGCCCAGCGCGAGGAGUACAUCGCCGCAGUGAAGUGUCUCCAGUCCGCGCCCUCCAAGUCCUCAGCGACCGAGAUCCCUGGCGCGCGGAGCCGUUUCGACGACUUUGUGGCCGUCCACAUCCAGCAGACCGACUCGAUCCACAACACGGCCAAUUUCCUAUCAUGGCACCGCUACUUUGUCUUCACGUACGAGAAGGCCCUGCGCGAGGAGUGCGGCUACACGGGCUACCACCCGUACUGGAACUGGGACCGCUACGCCAGCGACCCUGCGAGCUCGCCUCUGUUCAAUGGGAACGCCUCCAGUCUGAGCGGCAACUCCGUCAACGGCGGCUGCGUCACCACUGGCCCCUUUGCGAAUUUCCAGGUCAACCUCGGCCCGGGCAAGUCGCUGACGUACAACCCUCGGUGCAUGACGCGCGCGAUCAGCAAGAGCUACGCGGCGACUACGACGGCGGACAAGACGUACUCGCUGAUCACAGGCAGCAGCAGCAUCGGCUCGUUCCAGAACACGCUGCAGGCUGUUCCGGGCGUGCAUUCUGGCGGCCACUUCACAAUUGGCGGAACGCCGGGCGGUGACAUCUAUGCUUCGCCGGGUGACCCGGCCUUCUACCUGCACCACGCUAUGGUCGACCGUGUCUGGUGGAUCUGGCAGAUGCAGGACCUGGCUACUCGCUUGACCGCGGUUGCGGGCUCCGUGGCUGGAAGUAGCCGCCAGGGCUCGGCCAGUGAUACGGUUGCGCUGGGGGUGAAUGCUGGCUCUGUCACGAUUAGUGAGUUGCUGAACACGCUGGGCGGCCUAGAUGGCGAGUUCUGCUACAUCUAUGUCUGA
This is a messenger RNA of Phaeoacremonium minimum UCRPA7, 1134 nucleotides long. RefSeq names its product putative tyrosinase central domain-containing protein. The record is from RefSeq and is a predicted model, not a curated record. Gene Ontology annotation, molecular function: oxidoreductase activity. The transcript is spliced from 3 exons. Bases 1 to 1134 code for a protein of 377 amino acids. Lineage: Eukaryota; Fungi; Ascomycota; Sordariomycetes; Togniniales; Togniniaceae.